AUGAUUUUUUUUCGACAUCCUAACUAUUCCCUCUUGCAUUCUUUGAUUCCAAAGACUCUCCUGUCAUUCAGAAUUCUGAGGAUGCAAGACAAUGACGAACCAAAUCGCCAAAAUCCCUCAUCGAAGAAGCUAGACCUCAUCAUCCCUCUCUAUCAGGAUAAAAAACUGCGAAUCUCAUCCGAGGACAACCAUGAAGAAUUGCCAAAGGACCCUAAUUUAUGGGACGAUUAUAGGACGAUCUUUUUGAAACUGGAAGUCAUCGAUGUCGAUAGUGAAUGA
Molecule: messenger RNA, 279 nt
Organism: Caenorhabditis briggsae
Lineage: Eukaryota; Metazoa; Nematoda; Chromadorea; Rhabditida; Rhabditidae
Exons: 3
Coding region: 1-279 (92 amino acids)
Source: RefSeq, a predicted model, not a curated record